AUGAGUCUCCACCAGACAUCGCGCGAGAGCACGUCCGAUUCCGAGCUUGCGAUUCUCAAAAAACCGUCGAUUGCGGUCGCAGUAGUAGGCCGAGGUGGAUUUCCGAAGCCUAGCCAUGUCGUGCUGCCAGAAAAGUCGGAAAAGCCUCUAAGCAAGCCGCCGCUUCUGUGCCUGGGAAUGGCACGCACUGGUACGGCAUCUCUUUGUGCCGCGCUCAACACUCUGGGUAUGGAUCGGAUUCAUCAUGACUUCAAGAUCGUGAAGGAAGACUGGCAGUGGGAGCUCUUUGAGCGUGCCGCCGACGCCACAUUCCCCGUGCUAAAAACUUACACCGAUCAGCCAUUCACCAGAGCUGAUUGGGAUGAGCUCUUCCGUUCUUAUGAUGUCGGAACCGACAUCAUUUCUUUUUUCGCCAUGUCCCUCAUUGACGCGUAUCCCGACGCUCAAGUCAUCCUCGUCGAACGCGACAUUGAACGCUGGCACAAGAGCGUCCGUCUUCUGUUCGAGCCCUGGACGCACUGGAGCAAUCGCGUGCUCAUGAGGAUUCUCGGUCGUCUGGCGGGCACCAAGACGGGCAUCGCAACCUACAAAUUUUCAAUGGGGUGGACUGAAUCGACCAAGCCCAAAGACAUUAUGGCGAAUGCGCGCGCUGCCUAUGUCAAGCACUAUGAGGGCAUCCGUGCGGCCGUGCCCCCGAAGCAGCUCCUGGAGUACAGGCUAGCAGAUGGCUGGGAGCCUCUCGCAGCAUUUCUGGGCAAACCGCCGCCCGCGCCGGAUGUCAAGUUUCCUCGCAUCAACGAUGCUGCCGACUUCAAGCAACACAGGUGGUUUUACGAAAAGUAUUUCUUGAAGCGGGCGCUGAACAAGAUCUGUCGAGGAUUUUGGAGGCGGUCGUUGGAUGGAGUCUGUGAACAGGUCAAACACGGGAUACCCUAUACUAGAGUGGCUGAUCAUGCCGCGUGGGAAAAUGGCUCGCACAUAGUCUCGGCUUGA
Akanthomyces muscarius is the source of this 993-nucleotide messenger RNA. RefSeq lists its product as uncharacterized. The transcript has a single exon. Bases 1 to 993 code for a protein of 330 amino acids. NCBI's taxonomy places the organism in Eukaryota, Fungi, Ascomycota, Sordariomycetes, Hypocreales, Cordycipitaceae. The record is from RefSeq and is a predicted model, not a curated record.